This is a messenger RNA of Drosophila busckii, 2014 nucleotides long. It is a transcript of the gene Tango10, whose product is annotated as BTB/POZ domain-containing protein 17. The record is from RefSeq and is a predicted model, not a curated record. Lineage: Eukaryota; Metazoa; Arthropoda; Insecta; Diptera; Drosophilidae. Bases 170 to 1879 code for a protein of 569 amino acids. The transcript is spliced from 4 exons. Gene Ontology annotation, molecular function: protein binding.
UGACGGUCACACUGUAACACCAACGCAAUUUUUUGUUUUCUAUUGAAGGAAAUUAAUGUUAACCAAUUGGCUAAAUUCUCGAAUAUCUUGUGCCCAAGUAAUGAUUUAGGGAGAGAAGACAGUUGAAACUUCAGUAUCUAUAUAACAAAUUGUCGCCGUUGGUUUGUUUAUGAAUGCACACAGCAACGGAGGCGCAGUUGCCUCUGGGGGAGCUGUUGCUAGUACUUCAGGUGCUGCAGCAGCAGGUUGUGCCGCAGGGGGAGGUGCGGCAGGUGGUGCCGGUGCUGCAGCUGCAGGCGCAGCUGGAUGUAGCGCGGCUGGAGGAGGAGAUGCGGCUGCUGCUACUACCAGCGCUGCAGCAGCAACAAAUGGCGCAGAGGGCAGCACCAAUUUAAUCGAUGACCAGGAUGCAAAGCGUCGCAAGUGCUUGGAAACGGAUGAAACUCAAGAUGGGGCUAGCACCAUGAUUGACGCUAGCAGCGUUUUGAAUAAGAUAGCGCAUCUCUAUGCUGAACAGCUGAUGUCAGAUAUAAUACUGUUGGUGGAUGGCAAGACGUAUCCAGCACACCGGGUUAUACUCUGCGCCAGCAGCGAUGUAUUCCAAGUAAUGCUCAUGAAUCCCGAGUGGAACGAGUGCAGCAAGAAUGUAAUUGAGUUGCAUGAGGAUCCAUUGUGCUCGGCAGUAUUUCCACAGUUUAUCAAAUAUCUUUAUGUGGGCCAUAUUGAGGUAACGCUGCAGACAGUUAUGCCGAUGCUUGCAUUGUCGGAAAAAUACAAUGUGCGCGAUUUAAUCGAACUCUGCGUGGGAUAUAUGAUGAAGCAUGUGGCCAAGGCGGCCACCAGCGGCUAUUUGGUAUCUUGGCUGCAAUACUUGCUAUCGUUUACGCCCUCGCACACUGAUCUCACCGAGACGCUCAAGCGUUUUCUCAAAUGGAACCUGGAAAUGGUGGCGGACUCCAAGGACUUUGUUGACAUGGAUACGGCCAUACUGCAGCUGCUGCUGCAGCAGAACGAUCUUGUUGUCAGUAGCGAGUACAAGCUGUUUACCAUAGUGCAAACAUGGCUGCUGCAUCGACGCGAACUCAUCGAAGCCAAUGCCGAGAUCGAAGCGGACAAGAAGCUUACCACCUUCAUGGAGCUCAUUGAGCAGACCGUUGUGCAUAUACGCUUUAGCAUGAUGACGCCUCGCGAGCUGGCCCAUCUGCUAAUCGUACCGCUCAUCGAGUACCACAAGGAAUAUUUGGUUGAACGCAUUGCUAUUGGCAUGAGCUAUCAGUCCGGGCAAGACGAUCGUGUGCGUGAGGUGCGCAAUUCGCAUGGAAAUGAGCUGCAGUUUACGCCGCGUCUUUACUUCAACGAUACUUGGACCGUUGGCGUUGAUGUGCACAACUUUGACGAAAUCGAAGAGUUCAAAAACUAUGUAACUUGCUUCUUCUCGCAACGUCAUAUUGCCGAGACCGAAGAUGAUGCUAGCAUGACUUGGGAAGUGGAGUUCUUUCCGCGUGGCGUGAACUACAUCAAGGCCAAAAUGGUUUGUGGCGAAUACGUGCCCGGCUGCUCAUUGUACACGGUGCGUCUACGCGUUACGUGCAAACAUCAUGACAUAGGCGAAGAGCGCUUCAAGAUUGCUGUGCUCAUUGUGGGCGUGCAGAAUAAGAUAUCACACAUACGCACUGUGGUGGAACGCACGGAAUAUUUUACGGACAAUGCACGUGUCAUCAACUUGGACAACUUGCUGCCGUACGAGGAGCUGGAGCAAUCGUCACGUUAUCUAAGCGCACACCUAACGGGCACUCAACGGAACACACUAUCGCUGCAUGUAGUGAUUACACCCAUGGAUCGUUUUACUUGCCGCGAGACGGCGCUAUUUCAAUUCUAAGUGUUUAGCGGCCAAUCCGCAUAUCUAUUGAAAGCUCACGCAAUGCAACGAGCUCUUAAAUCAAGUUAAUCGAUUUAUUCAAAUAUUCAAAUUCAAUAUAUGUGUAAAAAUGUGUAUGCUGUAUAUACAUACCUU